Messenger RNA from Lottia gigantea (owl limpet), 408 nucleotides. RefSeq lists its product as hypothetical. The record is from RefSeq and is a predicted model, not a curated record. NCBI's taxonomy places the organism in Eukaryota, Metazoa, Mollusca, Gastropoda, Lottiidae. The transcript has 3 exons. The annotation marks the transcript as partial.
ACUUAUAAACUUGUUAUUUUGAAAUUUCAGAAAGAUUCAUGGUUAGAAGUGAGUAGCCAUAAUGUGGGACUACCAGCGUUAGAAAUACGCAAACCGGAAUGUACAGGUUGUCUAACAAAACUAGGACAGCAACAUAAAACCUGGCAGAAACGUUACUGUGUAUUAAAAGAUGCCUGUAUAUAUUACUAUAAAUCUAUGAACUCUUUCAGUGCUAAAGGUGUGGUACAUCUCCAUGGUUAUAAGAUAGACGCUACAGGUUAUAAUAAUAAGAAGUUUAGUUUUGUCCUACAUCCACCUGAAGAAUCAAUGAGAACAUUUUAUUUCUGUGCUGAUAAUCAAACUGAUAAACAAAGAUGGGUGGAAUGUUUAAUAAGAUCUAUACAGAGAUGGAUUCGUGUUGACGACUAG